AUGACUUCAAGCACCCCCAACGAUCCCACCAUUCUGACCCAGAGCUUCCACUACGAGAACUCAACCCACAGCUACGAUAUCAAAUGGCGCUCCCUAGGCGAUGCGCAAUCCCCACCUCUUAUCUUCAUCCACGGAACGCCCUGGUCUUCUCGCGUCUGGACGCCAUUCGCCCUAGCCUUGUCUCGACAAUUCCACGUGUACCUAUUCGACAACCCCGGCUUUGGAGACUCACCACUCGAGCGCGAAAUAUCAGAAAAAGGCUUCAAACCGGCCGAUACCGUCACGGAGCUUGAUGCCGAUCUAGCACGACAAUCCGAAGUCUUCGCCGCCUUGUUCAAGUCCUGGGAAAGAAAGUGGGGCGACCAAAAAGCUCAUGUCGUAGCGCAUGAUCAUGCAGGUCUAAUGAGUCUGCGCGCAUAUUUGCUACACGGUUGUCGAUACGCUAGUCUCUGCCUUAUUGACGUUGUCGCUCUCGGACCAUUUGGGAAGUCGUUGUUUGAGGCGGUGGCGGAGUUUCCCCAAUACUUUCAGCAGCUGCCCGAUAUGUCCUUCGAGGGAAUCCUAGAGGCAUAUAUCCGCAACGCGGCCUUCACCGAGCUGCCAAAAGAUAUCAUGCAGAUGCUGAAAGCGCCUUGGUUAAGGCAUGGCGGGAAAAAGGGCUUCAUUCGGCAACUGUGCCAGGCGAAUUCAAGGAGCGUUGAGGCAGUCGAGGGAAGAUAUGCAGAGGUUGGGCGGGAAAUACCUGUCAAGAUUAUUUGGGGUGCGCAGGACAGUUGGAUACCGGUCGAGGUCGCUGCGAGGCUUGGGAAAGCGCUGCAAGCGAAGGAAAUUGUCACAAUUGAGGAAGCGGGCCAUCUUGUCAUGUAUGACCAACCAGCCCAACUAGGAGUUGAACUUGGGAGAUGGCUGAGCACGGUUGGGAGGUGA
Molecule: messenger RNA, 927 nt
Organism: Cucurbitaria berberidis CBS 394.84
Lineage: Eukaryota; Fungi; Ascomycota; Dothideomycetes; Pleosporales; Cucurbitariaceae
Product: alpha/beta-hydrolase
Exons: 1
Coding region: 1-927 (308 amino acids)
Source: RefSeq, a predicted model, not a curated record